AUGUCAUCAUCGAAGCGACACAGCCAGCGAUUUGAAUCUUUGCCAAGUAGUUCAGCCGACAGUAAUGACUGUCCCCCUGAGCUAACUUUGUCUCAUCACCAGCCCCGACACCACCACUACCAACAACAGCAGCAGCAGCAACAACAACCACAGCGGUCGUCCACAGGGGACGCGGACAUCGUACUUGUCGACAGUAUUGGCAGGAUGCGUGGUAGCAACGGUCUGUUAUACGCCGGGGCCACAGGCACUACUUCUGUGCCUGGCAGUGGACGGCGAGAAAAAAGUGGCCGAAGUCCUGCAGGUUCAAAACCAAGUCACAGACACGGUAGUCAUCACUCUAAAAAUAGCAGCAUGCUUCCCCCACCACCUGACCCUCCAGUAUUAGACACGUCGGAUUUGUCCACUUCUUCGGACAGUAUAGGCAACGGUGGAUAUAGCAGUUUUCUAGGUUCUACGAACAAUGGUCAUUAUCAGCGAGUACCCCAACCGUGCCCAGACCCCGACCCCAUCGGUACGGUCGGUAUGGGCGACAUUACUGGGUCGCCGGACUACCUGGACUCAAAUGACAAUCAACAAUUUGUGGAUCAUACCAGUUCCUGUUCUCCGGUUAAUUCAGACAGUUGGGGUGAUCCUAGCAAGAUUCUGGACAGUCUACAAGCGGAAACGACGACCGGAGAUGAUACGGCGAGCAGUACUUCGGAAUCGGAUGUUACACAAAUGUAA
Messenger RNA from Acanthosepion pharaonis, 723 nucleotides. NCBI's taxonomy places the organism in Eukaryota, Metazoa, Mollusca, Cephalopoda, Sepiida, Sepiidae. The record is from the annotation of a GenBank genome assembly.